AUGUCCGACUCUGUUGCCCCUUCAUCGCCUCAGGCCCCUGGCUCCCUGCGCUCUAACAGACCCAUGAGCGAGGCCCUGCUCAAUGAGAAGGCAUGCGACCAUCUGCCUCAAUCAAUUUGGGACCACUGCUUGAGCACCAUGCUCAUCCGCUCCACCCUCGGUGCCUCGUUCGGUGUCAUCUUCUCCGUCCUCCUCUUCAAGCGUCGCGCAUGGCCUGCCUUUGUCGGCUUCGGUUUCGGUGCCGGUAGAGCCUGGGAGGAGUGCGACAACCGCGCUGCUGCCCCCACCAGAGACGGCCUGAGAACCAUGAGACAAUAA
Molecule: messenger RNA, 318 nt
Organism: Aureobasidium vineae
Lineage: Eukaryota; Fungi; Ascomycota; Dothideomycetes; Dothideales; Saccotheciaceae
Source: the annotation of a GenBank genome assembly